AUGCCCGGCCCCGAGCGCGUGGUGCUGCACCCGCUGGUGCUGCUCAGCGUGGUGGACCACUACAACCGGGUAGCCAGGGACAGCAGGAAGCGCGUGGUGGGCGUGCUGCUGGGGGCGUGCCACAGGGGCGUCGUGGACAUCACCAACAGCUUCGCGGUCCCCUUUGAGGAGGACGCCAAAGAUCCCAGCAUAUGGUUCCUGGACCACAGCUACCUGGAGGUUAUCUUCAGGAUGUUCAAGAAGGUGAAUGCGCGGGAGGGAAUCGUGGGGUGGUACAGCACGGGCCCGCGGAUAAGGGAGGCCGAUCUGGACAUCAAUGAGCUGAUAUCGCGCUUCUGCGACAGCCCAGUGCUGGUGAUCUGUGAGGUGCAGCCCAACGAGAUCGGACUGCCAAUCACAGCAUACCAUGCACAGGAGGAGGUCAGGGAGGACGGCACAGAGAAGAGCAAGAAGGUUUUUCUCAAUGUUCCAACGGAGGUCGGGCAGACGGAGGCAGAGGAGAUUGGUGUGGAGCACCUCCUGCGGGAUGUGAAAGACGCGACGAUCAGCACGCUGGCAACAGACGUCAGUGCCAAGGUACAGGGUCUCAGGGGGUUGUUCUCCCGGCUGCAGGAGAUUCGGCAAUACCUGGAGUACACACUGGCUGGCAAAAUGCCUGUCAACCAUGAAAUCAUGAAGCAGCUCCAGGACAUCUUCAACUUGCUACCGAACAUGAACGCAGGCAUGUUGUCCAAAUCCCUAGCAGUCAAGUCCAACGACAUGAUGCUGGGGGUGUACGUGGCGUCCCUGAUCCGAUGCGUCAUCGCCCUCCAUAACCUGAUUGACAACAAGGAGGUGCGCCUGGGAAAGAAACAUGUGGACAAGCCCAAAGACAAAGCGGACGACCCGAAGGUCGAAAAGACGGACGAGCCAAAAGCGGGGGAGGAGGACAAGCAGCCCAGCGGCUCCAAAAAGUGA
Molecule: messenger RNA, 957 nt
Organism: Ostreobium quekettii
Lineage: Eukaryota; Viridiplantae; Chlorophyta; Ulvophyceae; Bryopsidales; Ostreobiaceae
Source: the annotation of a GenBank genome assembly